AUGCAGCGUGUGUUUGCGGCCCAGGCGGCGCCGGUGCCGCUGGCAGACGGCGUGUCGGCGCUGGGGUGCAGCGAAGAGGAGGUAUACAUUGGCACCUCGAGCGGUGCCUUGCACCGCUACGCUCUGGAGCCCCUAGCGCCGUCCUCGUCUACAACGCCCGUGCGCCGUUCGAUCGACCAGAUUACGCGAGUGCCCGGCACGCCCUACCUUGCGCUGCUCUCGUCCUCGUGUGUAGCGCUGACAGAAGCGCCGUACGAGAAAUCGCAGCGUCUUUUUCAGACCCGCGGCGCGCGCUGCUUUGCGGCCGCGACGUGGCACGAGUCGCGUGGCAAGAUCCGGAGCGACGUUGCGGUUGGACUGCGUGGCAUGGACGAGAUUGUGCGUGAGAAGCAAGGCGUGGUGCGGCAAGCGACUGGGGCUGCAGAUGGGGUGCAGGUAUCGAUGCUUGCCGUCGCGUGUGCGCGGCACUUGGCCGUGUACCGCUGGGUCGACGGCGUGUUUUGGGACCGGAAAGAGGUAACCUUGCCGCACGCGCCGCACGCGCUGGCUAUCCUCGCAGGCGCCGGCGUGUUUAUUGGGUGCAGUUCUACCGAGUAUCUGCGGCUCGACGUCCCGCUCGCGUCGCAUUCCAUGGCCGCCGAUGUCGUGCACCGCAGCGAGGAAACGGGCCGAACGGCGCUUGCGGCAGGCGACUGGAUCGACGAGCAUGCGUGGCCUUUGUACAGUAUGGCCAUUCCCGAGCACGAAGGCGUCGAGUCGAGUGCCGGGCUUGCCGCAUGGCUCACACGCACGCCCAAGCCCGUGCUCCUUGCCCUCUCCGACACAAUCCUGUUGGGACUGGAGCACGGCGCUGUGCUGACCGAUGCGAGCGGGCGGAUUCGCAAGUCGCCGCGGCUGGUGUGGGACACGCCGCCCAAGUGUAUCGUCGACGCUGCGCCGUACCUCUUACUGCUUCCGAGUAUGGGCACGGAAAUACGUGUGUAUACGCGCGAUACGCUGCGGCUUGUGCAGACGCUCGUGCUCGAACAUGUGCUGAUGCUUGCUGCCGCGCCGGGGCCGACUGUAUACAUGGUGGAAAGCAGUAGGCCGCGGACGUACACGCUCGACUCGCUCCGCGUCAUGCCGUGGUCUGACCAGCUCGCGGAGUUGGAGAAGAACGGCGAGUAUGAAGAGGCGCUAGCGCUGCUGCAUACACUCGAUACGAAGCGCCUUGCGGAUCUUGCACAGCGCAAGGCGCGGCUGCAGACGCUGCUCGGCGUCGUGCGAUUCCAGCAGGGCGCGUACGAAGAGGCGAUGGAUCUGUUUAUGGAGAAUGACGCAAGUCCCGCCCAGGUCCUUGCCUUGUUUCCUGCGCAUAUCGCAGGGGAAUACACGCGCCAUCCGUCGACCUGGCCGUCGUUUUUCGGCGUGCCGGAAGCGCCGCAGGGCACGGCACAAGAUGCUCCGCCCGCAGCGCUGCAGGCACUUGCGCGCUUUCUCACGGACCGACGCAGAGUGUUGCGCGCAGAGGGAGCGUGCAGCAAGGGGGGCAUGGACGCGAAGAAUGCAGCACACGAUGCAUUCGCGUCUGCUUCCGCCACCACAAACGAUACCCGACUCGCCACUGCCCAAGCAGUCGACACGGCGCUCUUCAAAACGUUUUUGUAUACCAAGCCCGCGCUUGUUGGCCCGUUAGCGCGCGUCGAGAACUGGUGUGUGGUGUCCCAAGUAGAGACUUUGCUCAAAGACCAUGGCAUGUACGACGCACUUGUCUCGCUCUACCACGGAAAAGAAAUGCACCGCGAAGCACUUGCAUUGCUGCGCGCCCGGAGUGCUGUAGACGGUGUACAGCCCACCGUACGCUACCUGCAAGCGCUUGGGGCGCAGCAUGCCGACUUGAUUCUCGAGCAUUCGCGCCACGUCCUGGACCAGGACAGCGCCCAAGGCCUCGACAUUUUCACUGCAGACGCGGGUCAAGUCGGCACACUUGCACGGAUCGACGUGCUCGAGCAUCUGGCCGCGUACCGUGCUGAUGUAGGCAUUGCGUACGCACAGCAUCUCCUUGCACUGGACGAUCAGGACCCAGCCGUGCACAACCGGCUCGCACAUUUGCUUCUUGCGCAGCGGCGCGACGCACAGCUCCUCGACUUGGUACGCAGCUCGUCACAGUACGAUGCACAGCCACUCUUGGACGCACUGCCUCCUCCUCCAGCGCUUGCACAUGUACGUGCACAGCUCUUGGGACGCCUCGGGCGGCGUCGCGAAGCGCUGCGCCUGUACUUGGACAUGCACGAGGUUGCUAUGGCCGAGUCGUACUGCGCCGAGCACACGGAUCCCGAUCUAUGGCAAGCUUUGCUCCAUUUCCAAGCGCAGCAUGCGCCCCUCGACGCACUGCUUGCACUCUUGACUCGGCGCGCGGCCGAGAUGGAUUUGGUCGAAGCACUCCCGCUGUUUCCCGCCCAUGUCCCUGUGCAGCACGUCGCGCCCUACUUGUACAAGGCGCUGCGCGCUGGAUCGACCCGGCGUGCAUCCGCUUUGAUUGUAAAAGGCCUCGCCACAGCACGCGACGCUGCUCUGCACCGCAGCGUCCGGCAGCUGCAGCAGCGCCGCGUCUUGGUGACUGCUUCGCGGACGUGCCCGGCGUGCCAGCGAAGGCUCGGGAAUGCCGUACUGUCGGUCGUGCCAGCGACAGGCAUGACGUUCCACUACUACUGUGCGCAUCGUGUGGCGAAUAAGGGAUAG
Messenger RNA from Malassezia vespertilionis, 2721 nucleotides. It is a transcript of the gene VAM6, whose product is annotated as Vacuolar morphogenesis protein 6. Lineage: Eukaryota; Fungi; Basidiomycota; Malasseziomycetes; Malasseziales; Malasseziaceae. Gene Ontology annotation, cellular component: fungal-type vacuole membrane; cytoplasm. Gene Ontology annotation, biological process: endosomal vesicle fusion; vesicle-mediated transport; intracellular protein transport. The coding region runs from base 1 to 2721 and encodes 906 amino acids. The record is from RefSeq and is a predicted model, not a curated record. The transcript has 2 exons. Gene Ontology annotation, molecular function: protein binding.